AUGGAUGGUUGUAUGCUCACUCGCUCUAAGGGGCAACCAUUAGAGUUAUUCGAUCCUGAGAUCGAAACAUUCAACCGAAGGAGAAACGCUCAGAGAAGGCUCAACCGAAAGCGAUCAAUUUCGCCUCUUAAGAGAGAACCGCGUAUUCCUGUUGCGAUAACAAUAGCGGACAACGGAGAGAACAAUGCACCACAUCCAGAUCCGGUAGUCCAACAACUCCAAUUACAACUUGCAGAUUUGGUGAAACAGGUUAAAGAAAAAAAUGAACUACAAGCCACAGUGCCAGUGCAAAACAUGUACGCUUACAGAGAGGUGGAGAACCCACCAAUUGGCAAUGAUGGGAUCGAUGCCAAUCAUUUUGAGCUCAAGCCAGGAUUGCUUAAUAUGGCUGAGGCUAAUGCUUUUGCGGGGAAUGCCAACGAAGAUCCCAACAAGCAUCUCACUAAGUUUAUUCAGAUCAGUAACACGGUGAAGCUUAAUGGGGUGAGAGAUGAACUAAUCAGAUUAAGGUUAUUCUCAUUUUCCUUGAGAGAUGAUGCCAGAGACUGGUACGACAGCAUGGGGUCAGGAUCUGUUAAAACUUGGGAUGCCAUGGUAGACUUAUUUUUGGAGAAGUACUUCCCACCCAGCGAAGUUCUAAAAAGGCAAGCAGAGAUAAUUCAGUUCCAGAUGAAACCUCAUGAGACAAUCCGAGAAGCAUGGGCUAGAUUCAAGACACUGCUGAAAAGAUGCCCCAAGCAUGGUCUAAGUCCGGGACACCAAGUCAUAACUUUUUACAGGGGGUGUACUCCAGAUGCAAUGCGUGAACUGAAUUGGAGUGCAGGAGGAGCACUCCUUCAAUUAGGAGAGAAUGAUGCCAUGCAAGUGAUUGAGAUAGUAGCUUCCACUGAUGAAGGAUGGAAUAAUGAAAGAAACAAGUCAUACAGGGUGGCCUCUGCUACAGAAGAUGAUAGGAUAGACAGAAUGUCAAAGCAGCUAGAUCUUUUGACCACUCAACUGGGGAUCAUGGAGAUGAGGCAACCUGGACCAGAACUGCAAGGAGGAGUUGAAGGUGUCAACUAUGUGCACCAAGGGGGGAAUAACAUGAACUUCAACAACUAUCGCCACAACCAAGGUGGUGGUAACUAUAACAACUAUGGUAACAAAGUGCACCCCAAUCUCUCAUAUGGGAAUCCACACAAUACUCUACAACCACCGCCAGGAUUCACAGUGUCUAAUGGGUUGGUAGAACAGCAAAAAAAGCCUACUACUGAAGAUAUCUUGGCAACAUUCAUGAAUCAGACUACCAAGUACAUGGAGAAAACUAACAAGUACAUGGAGAGCACUAGUCAAAGGUUGGGGAAGGUUGAAAACGACGUGCAAAGCUUGAAUGUGCAUAUGAAGAGCAUUGAUACUCAGAUUAGUCAAAUUUCUCAAGUUGUAGGUGUCCAACAUCAGCCAGGGCAAUUUCCAGCACAGACCAUAAACAAUCCCAAAGACUGCAAGGCCAUACACUUGAGAGGUGGUAAAAGCUAUGAAGGACCUUCCAUGCCUGUAGAGGAAAAGAAGAGUACUCCAGAGGAAGAUGUCAGAGCAGAAGGGAAUUCCAUGGGAAAGAAUAAGGUGGAAAUUCAGACCAAGAAAGACGCAGUGCCAGAAAAGCUGCCCCCUCCCUCCAUUCCUACGACAGUUAGAGUGCCCUUCCCAUUUGCGGUGAAGAAGAAGAAGUUGGAUGAGCAAUUCUCCAAAUUUCUCGGUAUUUUUAGGAAGACAAAUGCACUGUGUGAUCUGGGGGCGAGCAUAAAUUUGAUGCCAUUAUCAUUUUUCAGAAAGAUGAAGAUCGGCACUCUCAAGCCGACUACAAUCACACUGCAGAUGGCAGAUAGAUCAGUCACCUAUCCUAAAGGAAUUGUUGAGGAUGUUCAGGUGAAGGUACAUAUCUUCAUAUUUCCCGUCGAUUUUGUAGUGUUGGAUAUGGAGGAAGACAUGAAUGUGCCGCUUAUCCUAGGGCGCCCAUUCCUAGCAACGGGAAAAGCAUUGAUAGAUAUAGCAAAGGGAGAGCUCACUCUUCGUAUGGGCAACAAACGACACAUUUUGUCUAUCUAUAAUGCUAUGAAGAGUCGUAAAGAUGAGGAACUUAUUAUGAAGAUGGAGUGCAAAGUUGUGCAUGUUGUGAAGGUCCAAAAGACACAAGCAAUUGAGUCCGCAUUGGGAGAUUUUUCAUUGCCGCGGUGGAUGUUUGGUUCAUGUGGUGAAUCACUUUCAAAAGAAGAGACUGCACCAAAUUCUAAAGUGAAGGAGAAAAAAACAAAAGCUGCAAAUACACCCACUGAGUACUCAUGUACUCAGCCCUGCAUGUAUUUGUAA
Messenger RNA from Salvia hispanica, 2346 nucleotides. The record is from RefSeq and is a predicted model, not a curated record. NCBI's taxonomy places the organism in Eukaryota, Viridiplantae, Streptophyta, Magnoliopsida, Lamiales, Lamiaceae.